Cricetulus griseus (Chinese hamster) is the source of this 726-nucleotide messenger RNA. The record is from RefSeq and is a predicted model, not a curated record. NCBI's taxonomy places the organism in Eukaryota, Metazoa, Chordata, Mammalia, Rodentia, Cricetidae.
AUGCCUGUCAACAAGUGUCCAAAGAAAUCAGAGCCUCUGUGGAAGGACUGGGACCGGAAAGCCCUGAAGAAUGGAAUGAGGCACCAAGUGUUUGCAGUGAAUGGCGAUCACUAUGUGGGCGAAUGGAAGGACAACCUAAAACAUGGGAAAGGAACACAGGUGUGGAAGAAGAGCGGUGCUAUCUAUGAAGGGGACUGGAAGUUUGGAAAGCGAGAUGGCUAUGGCACCUUCAGUCGUCCAGACCCAGAGACUGGAAAGUACAGAAGGGAGUACUCAGGCUGGUGGAAAGGGGAUAAGAAAUCGGGCUAUGGGAUCCAGUUUUUCGGACCCAAGGACUAUUACGAGGGUGAGUGGUGUGGCAACCAGCGCUGCGGGUGGGGACGCAUGUACUACAGCAAUGGCCAAAUCUACGAGGGCCAGUGGCGAAACGACAAGCCUGAAGGGGAGGGCAUGUUGCGGCUGAAGAAUGGCAACAGAUAUGAGGGCAGCUGGGAGAGAGGCAUGAAGAACGGACAUGGGCGUUUCUUUCACCUGGACCACGGGCAGCUGUUUGAAGGCUUCUGGGUGGACGACGUGGCUAAGUGUGGUACCAUGAUUGACUUUGGCCGUGACGAGGCCCCGGAGCCCACCCAGUUCCCCAUUCCUAAGGUAGAGAUUGAAGACCCAGACGGUGUGCUGAGGGAAGCCAUAGCUGCACUGAUGAACUCAAAGAAAGAAGAGGACUGA